Ostertagia ostertagi is the source of this 489-nucleotide messenger RNA. The record is from the annotation of a GenBank genome assembly. NCBI's taxonomy places the organism in Eukaryota, Metazoa, Nematoda, Chromadorea, Rhabditida, Trichostrongylidae.
AUGGAUGAGGACUCCGAUAAAACACCAGCGGCAGAAGAAGAAGAAGUGGUCAAAAAUAGUGAUGAGGCGACCAGGAACGAAGUGGUACAUUUCGUUGUGGUGAACACUACGAAGCUCAUGAAGUGGGUCACGAGGAAGCUUGCAAUCGCAGCUAAAGCUUCAAUCAAUGUAGCUACAAUCAAGGUAGCAUCUACAACAAUAGCCGCGGGAUGUACACUGCUGGCAUGGAAAUUCAGGCACCAAGUUCUGACUGGCAGUCUCCUGAGGAGCACUGUAACGCCCGCAUUUUUUGUUUACGGAGCAGGCCACGGUGGAUACUACGGAGCUUUCGGAGGAGCGUCAGCCGCCAUGGCUGUUCACCCUUCCAUUCCCAGUAUUGUUGCUGGUGCACUCAUGGGGGGUGGACUGGGCGGUCUUGCAGGAGCAUGGACGGCAGCGAUGGUAGUAGAGGGAAUUCUGCAUCGGAUUGGCAAGAAAUUCACUCUUUAG